Eurytemora carolleeae is the source of this 1722-nucleotide messenger RNA. RefSeq lists its product as uncharacterized. The record is from RefSeq and is a predicted model, not a curated record. Lineage: Eukaryota; Metazoa; Arthropoda; Copepoda; Calanoida; Temoridae. The transcript has 2 exons. Gene Ontology annotation, molecular function: nucleic acid binding. The coding region runs from base 1 to 1722 and encodes 573 amino acids.
AUGGAAAUACUAGCCGUGUCUCCACCCAAUAACUGGUUCUGGUGUCCUGGAAACCUCAACCCAGCUGACCUCCUCACCCGAUCUGGAACCAGCUGCGCGCAGGUCAACUCAAAAUUCUUGUUGAAUGGUAGUUUCUUACCUCAGGACAAAUCUUCUUGGCCCACCGUCCAUUGUUCUUCCAUCACCUCAGGUGAUGUUCCUACUAGGUCGGUCAACCUGGCAAAAUUAUCCCCAGAUAAUCCCUACCAGGAAAAUAUUCUGAGUCUUCUACAUCACAAACAAAGCCUCUCCACAGUUCUCCGGGCUCUAAACCUCCUCCACAAGGUUUGCAGAACCUGGAGAAAUGACCCCAACCAGAACAGAAUUAUCCAAGAAGAACCUACUGCUACCUGGAGUUCUAUUAAGUCUUCCAUCAGGUCCUCAAUCCUCAAGUGUUUUACCACGGAGUCAGUGCUCAUCAUUGCCAACAACAAGUUGAAACACCUUGUCAUCCAGCUGGUGGACGGAGUAUAUUACGUGUCAGACCGAAGUUUCCGUUCCAGGAUCGGGGUUCCUCUUAUCUGCAAGAAGACUAUUCUUGCCAAAUGCAUCCUGAACGAUGCUCACGCUGAUCUGGGUCACGGUAGGGAUGUCCUUCAGGUACUUACUCACAUUCAGACCAGUUUCUUCAUCCGUGGAGUUCGUAAAAUGAUCACUGCUCUGAAGAAAUCUUGCCCUGGAUGUAUCAAGCUGAACAAGAUUCCAUUCGCAGCAUUUGAAGCUGAUGUCCCUGAUGUCCUCAAAUCCAUCCAACCUCCUUUCUCCUACUGCCAAGCUGACAUAUUCGGACCCGUCCUUGUACACAAAGACGGCACCAAGACUAAGAGAACCUUCGCCCUGAGAGGCACCCCUCGCAUCAUCUGGAUUGAUGCUGGAUUGAACAUUGUCAAGGCUGGCAAAGACCUGGUCAACACUGAGAUGAAGGUCAUCUCCAACCUCAAUUUGAAAUUCACCUCCAUUGAAUUCAGAGUCACUCUACCCAAACACCACGCCGGGAUCGGAGCUGUUGAAAGAAUAAUUGGUUCCAUCAAGAACACUGUCAGCAAAUCCCUCACAGGACCACACCAGUUGAUCAUGGACGACGAGGAACUGCUUACUUGGACGCAUGGAGUCAUUGAAAAACUUAACAACAGACUACUGAUUCUCGGAGCUCCGCUUGGCAUCACCCUCACUCCCAACCGCGUCCUCCAAGGGUUUCGAGAGUCUUUCGGAGACAAGGUCAAACCUACAGCAUCCAUCAACCAACAGAUCUCCAGGUGGAAUGUCGUCCUCAACCUGUUCCACUCAUUAUGGGAACAGGAAUAUACCAGACACAAAUUCACCGUCGCCUGGAAGGACCAGGGCAACCUCCCUCAGGUUGGAGAUAUAGUCCUGUUCAAGAAUGAACCCAUAUACAAGAACCCAAUCUCAGCUGCCAGAGUAGAGCAGCUCCUCUGUAGAAGGAACGGAGACGUCUACGGUGCCACCAUCAGCUAUUGUCGUGAAGUAGGUGGACGGAAAAUCGUAGUGGACAGACACCUCAACCAACUGUACCCAUUCAUGAACCUAGAAGCUCAGUGUCCUCAGGAAAUCGUGCCCACCUUAACCUCGGACUCCACAGAAGCAAGGAAUCUAGCCCCGAGCUCCAGGCUGGAACCUGCACAGGACGAAUUCCUCCCAGAGCUCAAUGCAAUCAAUCAAUAG